Aphidius gifuensis is the source of this 4704-nucleotide messenger RNA. RefSeq lists its product as uncharacterized. The transcript has 6 exons. Lineage: Eukaryota; Metazoa; Arthropoda; Insecta; Hymenoptera; Braconidae. The record is from RefSeq and is a predicted model, not a curated record. Bases 296 to 4510 code for a protein of 1404 amino acids.
GACAGUAUUCUUUUUUACCAUCUGGCGCUGUUAAAAAGCGUUGAAAUAUUGCACUAAUUUUGGGAAGAACGGAAUUAUUAUUGUUUUUAUUAUUUUUUGUUUAUUAUUAUUAACAAAAAUGGACGCUUCAAAGACAUAAUCAUGAGUUAUUGAAAGUGAUUUGAUAGCAUAAUUCAAUAAAAACAUAUUUAAAGACAACAAAACAUCAAUAAUUAUUGAUUAAUUUAUUGACAACUUCAUUUAAUCGACAAGCAUAUUGGUGAUUGACUGUAAAAGAACAGGAUCAACAUCAACAAUGCAGAACUAUGAUGACCUUGAUAUUGAGGGAAGAAAUCCUUCUCAUUUAUCAGAAGAGGAACGUGAAAAGGAAGAAUUUGAUAGAAGACGUUUGAUGAGAUCCAGUGUAACAUCAGAAGAUGGUAUACUACGUCCAGUAUAUUCAAAGACAGAUGAAGGUGAUAUAUGGUGUCACAUAUGUAAUAUAUCAUUAUUUGGUGCACAAAAAUUAUUACGACAUAAUAUAUCAAGUCUUCAUAGAAUAAAAUUAGAUGAAUGGCCAUAUCCAGUAUCAUUGUGGUCAAAAAAAGAACCAAUUAAAUCAAAUUUACAAGGACAAAUAAAUAUUAGUGAUAGUCUUGCACCUGGUGAACCAGCACCACCUGGUAUGGAAGAUCAAGUUAAUCGUAUAACAUCAAUACAAGUUAGUCUUGAUAGACAUCAAAGUUCACCACUUGUUGGUCUUGAAUAUUUAUUAGAAAUUAUUGAUAAUGAUUCACCAGAACCAAGUUAUAAAUGUGUAUUAUGUGAAAAACGUGGUGAUCCAAGAACAGUUAUGGCACAUAUUACUAGUUAUAAUCAUCGUAUGACAUAUUUACAUCGUCAUUUUCCAACAAUAUCAAGAGCAAUUACUGAUUUACCACGUACUGCUAAUUAUAAACGUGGUGCUAAUGAAAUAUCAAUACUUGUUGCUAAAAAAAUUCAAGAAAAAUUUGGUCGUUUACAGCCACAACUUGUUGAUAAAGGACAAUAUGAAAAAAAUAAAACACAAUAUACUAAAAAUUGUGUUCAAGAUUAUCAUUUUAGAGAAACACCCGAGUUAACAUUUAUGGAAGUUUACGAUGUGCGAUGGGUGACAAACUUUGAAGAGAAAAUGGCAGAAAUAACGAGUGAAUCAAAUAAAAAAGAUAAUGCUGCAAAUGAAAAUAUACAUGAGGAAAAAACAACGAAAAAAGAAGAGAGUAAAUUGGAUAAGGCAUUUCCAAAAAAGAUUGAACCAGAUACAACAAAAACAGAAAUGAAAAUUCGUAUAUUAACAAAAGAUAAAAUAAAUCGUAAAUCUGAAAAAGAUGAUAAAAAAAUACGUCCAUCAGAUGAUACAAAAUCAUUAUCAUCAUUAUCAUCAAUAUCAAGUAGUCCAUCACCAACAAGAUCACGUUCACGUUCAUGUUCACGUUCACGUCGUCGUCAAUCAAGUCGUGAUCGUUUACGUCAUCGUAGUAAUAAAAUACGUAAUCCACGUUCACGUUCACGUUCAAGAUCAACAGAGCCAUUACGUGAACGUGAUAAAUGGGAUAAAUUUCGUGAACAAAUACGUCGUGCCGAAGAAACACUAGAUAGAUCAUUAAAAUUUCAUGAAAAAAAUCCAGAAAAACAUCCAUCAUAUCCUGAUGAAUGGAAAAAAUUUUGGAAUAGACGUUAUAAAGAAUUACAAGCUGAUGGACAAGAUCCAAGUAAACAUGAUUUUAAACCAGAAUGGAUUGAUUUUUGGAAUAAAAGAAUGCGUGAAAUUCAUAAUGAACAAUUGGCAUCAAGAAAAGAAGAUAUUAGAAAACGUCUUGAAUUACCAGAAGAUAAACCACCAGAAAUUAAACAUUGGUCAUCAUCAACAGCAACAACAACAACAACGUCAUCAUCAUCAUCAUCAUCACGUAAAACAGAAAAAAUAGUUAAACCAAUUGAAACAACAAAACGUUCAAAAAUACAUAUUGAAAGUGAUGAUGAUGAUGUUGAAUAUGUUGGUACUAAAACAAUAAAACCAGAAAGAAUUGAAAGAAUUGAAAGAUUACCACCACCACCACCAACAGAUAGACAAGAUAGAUUUGAUUAUGAACGUCAUCCACGUGAUGAUCCACGUGAAUAUUAUUCAUAUACUAGAACAAGACCACCAUCAUAUCGUAAUUAUUAUCAACGUGGGGGUGGUAAUAUGUCAAGACCACCACCACAAUCAUCAUCACGUCAUUAUUCACAUCAAUAUACAAUUAAAGAAAAAUCACCAAGUCCAAUAUUAAAUGAAGAUAAUAUAUUAAAAGAAGAUUUAGAAAUUGUUGGUUUAUUACGUUUAUUAACAGCACUUGAAGGACAACUUGGUUCACUUGGACCAAAAGUUGUUACAUUAUUAUCACGUGCAUUAGCUGCUGAAAAAGUUAAACCAAAUUCAGCUGAAGAGCUACUUGAUGAUGAAGAUGUUAAUGUAUUAUUUGAAACAGUUAAAGAAAAAUUAAAAGGACAAUUAUUUGCUGGUAUGAUUGAAAAAAUGGCAAUUGCACCAACAAAAUCAGCAAUACAAAAUAUUGCACAAUUAUUACAUAAAGCAACUGAGGAUAAAAAGAAAAAACAACAAUUAAAAGAAGAAGAAGAAAAACGUCAAAAACAAGCUGAAAUGGCAAAAUCACUUGCUGCAUUUGCUGCUAGAACAACAAUUCCAUAUUCAAGAACAAUUGAUUUACCACCAAUAAGAUCAGAACCAGUUAGUGUACCUGGUAUUGGUUCUGUUGAUAAAAUUGCUAUUGCACAACAAAUUGCAGCAGCAUUACUUGCACAAGGACGUGAUAAUGUAUCACAAGAUGAAUUAGAAACAUUAAUAAAUGCUGUUGUUGGUAUGGCUGAAGCAUCAAAACACAGUGAUAAACCAAUAACUGCUGCUAGUUUUGUUAAAAGUUUAACUGAUAAUAAUAAUGAACAAGUUCAUGAAACAACCAAUAAUACAAUAAUAGAACAACCAAAAGUAUCACCACUACCACCACCACCACAACAACAACAACAAAUUGUUCCAACACCAGCUGUUGUUGUUGCACAACCAGUUAUACCAUUAAUAUCACCACCAAUUAUAAUUAAACAACGUGAACCAACACCACCACCACCACCACCACAAAAAAUCAUUGAUCCAAUUGAAGCACAUGCUGCAAGAAUGGAAAAUUUAACAGACAAUGAUCUCAAAGAUUUAUUACAAAAUUUUAAAGAUCUUGGUACUGAUGAACAGCAUGGAUUAAUUAAUUUUUUGAAAAAAUUAGAAGCAAGUGAUCCAGAAAGAGUUGAAAAAUUACGUGGUUUUGUUAAUCUUGGUGGUGGUAAUAAUAGUACAACAUCAAAUAAUAAUAAAAGAAGAUCAAUAUCACCACAAAGUGAUGUUGAAUAUAUAUCAACAAAAUCACGUCAAAGUGUAUCACCAUUUUCAACAAGAAAAGGUGGUCAUAAUCCAUCAGAUGAUGAGCAUUCAAAAUGGAAACCAAAAUUAGAUAUGUUUGCUGAUGAAGAAGAAGAGGAAGAUAGAGAACGACGUCAGCAACAACAACGAAAACAAUUACAACUACAACAACAACAGCAGCAACAAAAACAACAGCAACAACAACAAACAAAACAACAAUUAAAUAAAAAUAGAUAUGAUGAUGAUAAAAAAAGAGGAAGAAUUGAAUUAUCUGAUGAUGACGAUGAUGAUGAUGAUUAUUCAUUUGAAGAUAUUUAUAAAGCAGCUAAUAAAAAUGUUGUUGAUAGUGAAAAAGCUAAAAAUAAAAGAAUAUCAAGAUCAAAAUCAUUUUCAAGAUCAUGGUCAAGAUCACGUUCACGUUCAAUAUCACCACCUAAAAAUAAUAGUAAUAAUAAUAAUAAUAAACGUAAUGAUGACUCAAUGGGAAUGUUGAGUGAAACAAAUCGUUUGAUUGAGACAUUAAUGGUUAAUUUACCAAAUAAAUAUGUUAUUAAAUCACACAAUAAUACAUCAAAACCAACAUCAAAUAUAUCAAGAAAUAAUGAUGUACCACCACCAGGAUCAACAAUAGUAUCAAUGCCACCACCGUCAUUUCAAAAUCCACCGAGUUAUCAAAAUCAAAAUAUUCAAUUAACUCAACCACCACCACAACAACAGCAACAGCAAGAUGUUACGUAUCCAGGACCAUUAGGACAACAUCAAUUUGCUGCUUAUCAACAACAAAAUUCACAACAAUUUAAUUCAAAUUCAAAUUAUAUGAAUAUGGGAUUAAAUAAUGGCUAUGGAAAUUAUAAUCAAAAUAAUUAUAAUCAAGGAUUAAAUACAAAUCAACAGUAUUUACAACCACCACCAAAUUAUGUACCACCACCACAAAUGUUUAGUGGUGGUAAUAAUAAUCAGUAUGGUGGACAACAGGGACAAUUGACACAAGGUCCACCAUCUGGACCACCUCCUGUUGGUUAUCCUCAACAAACACAAUAUCCAAAUUAUUCACAGCAACAACAACAACAACAGCGUUUCUAUUGACCAUAAUUUGAAUAAUAGUUUCUUUCUAUUUUUACGUAUUUUUUUUUUUUUUUCGUUCAUGUUAAUUAAGUUGUUUCAGGUUUUUGAAGAAUCGUUACGUCUAUUAUCAAGGCUUGAAAUUUUGUCAAGAUAUUUAUUACUCAUUUUUUUUUAUACGUGAAAUAAUUAUUUUUAACUUUUUUUUUCAAACAAAU